AUGUCCUUUGUUGACCUUCUCUUUCCCCAGAAAGAGCUGGAGGCUCUGGGGAACAAAUGGCAUGAACCUGCUCCUAAGCGGAGGAGGCUGGAUUCGGGGAGUGUUGGGAGUGCCCAGGUCGUACAGGGGUCUUGGGCAGGUCAGCGUAGGCCAAGCAGUGAACAGAGUCUGGAUCAACGCCGUCAUCGGUUGUCGACACCGGCACCAAUCCAAUAUGGAAGGCCGUCAGUGUCGUUAGAGCAUAUGAACGUCCGCGGCACGAAGAGGUCCAACUCGGACUCUCAACCAGUCAGCUGCACCUCGAAUCCGAACAAACAGACAACAAUACCCAAGUCUUGUCUCCCGAGUUUUAUCGAGCCGUCUCUGAUGAGGAACUACCUUCAGCAUCUCCAUCCCAAAGAUCGCCAUCGCUAUACUACUGUCAACGAACCAAAGCCAGAAUCGAGACCGAGAGACAGAAACAUGCGGAUGUCUCCGCCCAGUUUCCUCGAGGAGGCACUGUCUUCUCCAGGAUCCCUCACUGCGGAUACAUCGUCGUCUCCUGCUUCUACCGACAGUUGCCCUACUCCUGCCGCUGUUUGCGAGCAGUUCCGUUCAGGGCCGUUUGGGCAUAUCUUUAGCGGAAUGCGCCUUACAGACAAUGAGCGAAAUUUGAUGGAAGAUCUCCUGAAUCCGUCUACAACGCUUCCCGAGGACGCGACACAGGCCCAGACGCUCCAGGAGACGGCCCCGAAAGUCGAGCUUGCACCCGAAGACUACCUGGAAAUCGAUGAAACGUUGCUACAAAACAUGUUCUACCCGUUCGUGAAGCAAGAGAUUCAACCCUUUGACAUUGCACCGAACGUCGAGAAGGAGUAUGAAGUGCACUCGUCGGGUCUGAGUCCUGCAGCUGAGGAGGCGGAGGAUGUGGAGGAAGCAGCGGGGGCAGAGGAAGACAAGCCGACGGGCCACCGGGGGAUCGUGGUGUACGACUACAAUGCUCUCAGCGUGGACGAUUUCUUUGAUUUGGACGAGGCUUCCUCCAGCUAG
Molecule: messenger RNA, 1029 nt
Organism: Fonsecaea erecta
Lineage: Eukaryota; Fungi; Ascomycota; Eurotiomycetes; Chaetothyriales; Herpotrichiellaceae
Exons: 1
Coding region: 1-1029 (342 amino acids)
Source: RefSeq, a predicted model, not a curated record